This is a messenger RNA of Seminavis robusta, 1068 nucleotides long. NCBI's taxonomy places the organism in Eukaryota, Bacillariophyta, Bacillariophyceae, Naviculales, Naviculaceae. The record is from the annotation of a GenBank genome assembly.
CACAACCUUGCUCUCAAAUCUGCACUGGCUGCACUCAAGAAAGAAUGAUCAUCAGAGACCUUCUAUUGGUACAUGUAGUAGUAACAUGGAAAACUACAGGAUCAUGAAGCAACUGGGACAGGGUGUGUGGUCUCGGACGUAUAUGGGACAGCAAAAGGAUACGGAUCAACUUGUGGCCAUGAAGAAAUUCAAGGCCAAUAGCUGCGACGAAGGUGUAGAUUUCAAGGCUCUGAGAGAAAUCAAGUUGCUUUCCUACCUACAACAUGAACAUAUUAUUCGGUUGGUGGAUUCCUUUGCCACCCCUGACAUGGCUGUGGUACUCGUAUACGAAUAUGCCCACACCAGUCUCGACCAGAUUCUCAGGAAUCGAGACAUUCCCCUGUCCUCGCCAGAUAUCAAACAGCACAUCCGGAUGCUCCUCUUGGCAAUGGAUGCAUGUCACGAGAAACAGAUACUACACCGGGAAUUAAAUCCUGAGAAUAUGUUUUACCUGGAGGAUGGUACCAUGAAGUUGAGGGGCUUUGACUUGGCAAGAAUGCAUGAUGGAAAACCCAACACUUUGCUGUCACCCCAAGCCUUUGCGUUGUGGUACAAGCCACCCGAGGUGUUAAUGAGAUCCCAACAUUACUCCUUCUCUGCGGAUAUGUGGUCUGUUGGGUGCAUCUUUGCGGAACUCAUGCUUCGGAGACCUUUUCUGAUGGGCCAGUUCACUGAAUUGUCUCAACUAGACAAAAUAUUCAAGGUCUUUGGAACACCCAAUGAAAGCAAUUGGCCAGACUACGCAAUACUUCCAUUGGCAUGGCAUUCUACUGUACCGGUACCACCGGUAGCUGCCGUGUCCCUGGAUGGAAUCUUCACUGCAGCGCCAAACGAUGCCAUUUCUCUGCUGAAAUCCAUCUUGGUGCUGGACCCCAGCAAUCGCCUGACUGCCUCACAAGCACUGAGGCAUCCUUACUUUUCCAAUGAGCCACCUCCCACACCCAAAGGAAACUUGAUCUUGUCUUCUCCUCCUCCGGAAGCCAACUAGCUAGCUUAUUGUAACUGUAAUAUGUACUUUUAUUGGUGUGG